AUGAACGAAAUAUUGAAUUAAGCUGUAAACUCUUUUGACGAGAAUGUUAUUGUAUUUGAUAGAAAUAGUGAUCACACUGUUAAUCAAUUAAAAACAAACUAAAAUACUAUUAUAGAUUAAAGUGCUUAAAAGAAUUCAGUGGAAUUAAUUGACUUAUUUAUAGGAAUAACAUUUGAUGAAAGGUUAAACGAAAUUGAAUAAGAUUACUAUCAUUUAAUAAAUGAUAAAAUAGAUGUCGUGCAAUUACUUUGUAAUGACACCAUAGAUAUUACACACUUUAAAAUUAAAGCAAAUCUAUUUUCUUAAAAAAGGAAUAAAUUUCUUACUUAAUUGCAAGAGCUAAGUAAAAUAAAUAGACUUAAUUCUAAAAUUUAGUUGAUGCAAGAAGGUUAUAUCAAUUAUUUUUCAUUCGGAGAGAAGAAAAAGCAAUUAUUUAAAAAAGUAAAAGCCUACUAGAACAAUUAAAGUGAUAGCAACUAGAUAAAUAAAUAAGAGACUGAGAUUUAAUCCUCCAACAUAAGUGUUAUCAAGAGAAAAAAAAUAAAACUUGAGUAGGGAAUUUUCGAAAGAAAAAAUUGUGUCAUUUUUGUGAGUUUACUCGGCGAGCCUGGUAUAGUAAAAAGAGUUCAACAUUAAUUUGAAAAUAUUUUUGGAUAUAGUACAAAGUAAAUUAUUGGAUAAAACAUCAACUUGAUAAUACCAAAUAUGAUUAAAAAAUUUCACAAUUCUAUAUUGCUAGAUUUUAUUAACAAUCCCUAUUUAGAAAAAGGAAAUUAGAUAGAUUACGGAAGCUAAAUAAAUUAAGAAAAUUAAAAUUUUGAUAACUAAUACUAAAUAUAUGAUUUACGUUAGUUGCUUCUGGCCAAGGAUUUGAACGGAUGGGCUAUUCCAGUUAAAAUAGCAAUGAAAACAGAUGUAAUAGGGUUUGAAGAUUGUGGAAUAACAAGCUAUAUUUAACAAAUUAAAGAUGAUUGUUCUUACAUACUGAGUAACUGCGGCUAUUUUAAAUGCGAGUUAAUGAGCUAAAAGCUAUAUGAAAGAAUGUUUACUUAGUAUAUAACCACAUCUGAGAUCAGUCAUAUCUAUUUUAAUAGAGUAAUUCCAAUACUACAUUAUUUAGAGAAAGAAUGGCUAAAACUUAGUUCUAGCAACACUAAUCCAGACUCAUUUAUUCAUCCUAAUCAAAGAGACUUUUUCAGUACAAUAGCGUUUUUACCCAAGAUAAAUACAAGUUUAGUAAAGAAAAGAUAAUAUAAAUUUACUCAAAAACUUGAAUACGAUAAUUUAUAGGAUGAGAUAGAUAAAUACAGCAUCGAGCACUAUGAUAUUUACUAAGUAAAGUUAAGAUUGUUUCUUAAUAGAAAUAAAUACUUUUAAUACAAUAUUAUUCAAGUCUCUCAAAUUAGAAAACUUAUGCAUCCCUUUGAAAUGAAAGAAAAUUUAAUUAAUUUUGCUAAUCAAAUGUAAUUAUUUUUAGGAAUCAAAUACAACACACACAGAGAUAUUCAUAAUAUCUAACUGCUUUUAGACUUAUAGCAAUUUGAUGCUACAUCUUAAUUAUAAAAUAGUUUUUUUGAAAUUCCAUAAACAAUUUAAGAAGAUAAUGAAUAAAUAUCAGACCGAAAGAAAGACUAUUCAUAUAUUUUUCAUUCUAAAUCUACCUAAAAAACAUUUGAGAAUGGAGAAAAAUAAAUACUUGAUUAAACAAGUGAAAUGAAAUAAAAAACUGUAUUUAAUCAAGAUAAAUUUGAUGAAACUCAUCAUUAAUUAUAAAUGACAGGAAGAAACGUAUAAGAUAUUGACAAUAAUUACAGUUAAUAAAACCUAGUUCACCUUUCUUCAAGGAAUGACUUAAAUACUAUUGUAAAUGGUUUAGAUGCUACAUAGAACUAAAUUUUGGAUCAAAAUCAAAGCUCAAGAUAUUUAUUUUCAAAAAAUAUUUUAUAAGAAGAGAGAGAAUUAUAGCAGCCUAUUUAAGGUUAAAUUGGUAGUCUUUAAUAAAUGCUAACAUAAAAUCAUUUGUUAUUACAAAACGAAGGAGAAGAUGAUUAUAAGAAAAAUACAAAAAAUAUCAAAGUAAUAGAUGACAUGACAACUGUACAAGAAAAAUCUGAAAGCAAACAAUUAAAUAGCAUUUAUCAAUCAUCACAUAAUUAAAAAAAUGUAGGAAGUUUUUCAAAAAAUUUUACUACCCAAAAUAGCUUUAACUCUAAAAACUUAGAAUUGACAUAGUUUUAUAACUCUUAAAAAACCUAAAAUAGCAAGAGAAAAGGAUAUAAAAAAUUAUUUAGCAAGGGUUAAACAGAAAUUCAAAACCAACUUCAGAAUUUCAAAGAGUACGGUUUUUCGAAACCAGAUUUCAAGAUGCUCAAAUAUUAAAACAAAGGAGAUGAUUAUUUAAAUUAAGCCUAGUCUUUUACAGUUUCAAAUGAAAGAGAGAAAAAGUUAAGAAAGGAGUAGGAAGAAAAGUCAAAAGCUCUAGAAGCAAGCUCUAUUAAAAGUAGUUAAAGCUACAAUCACGAUUUUAAGAAGUAGAUUAGAAAGAAAGUAUUAUAAAGGAGCCAAAAUUUUAAUCUUAAAAUUCUAAACAUAUUUGGGUAUAUUUCUCUCUUUUGUAUUUCAAUAAUCACAAUUUAUGAAUACUUAAAUUCUAUAUACUCAUUUUAAAUUGUAGAAUAAACAUUUCACUAUGUUUCCUGGCCAAUGAGUUUUAGAAGCAGCUAUUCUAUUUCUGCAGCUUACAUUGCUAUGAUAUAUAUGACAGAAAAUAAAAUUUUUAACAGCCUAAAUGAAGCUUCUGGCUAUGAGAAAAUAGUUGAAGGGCGCUUAAAUCAAACAACUGUUAGACUUAAAAAGGUGUUCCUGACUUAUGAAGAUAGCAAUUUCAAUGAAAUAAAUUUUUUUAAAAGAGUAAACGAAGAAUUAACUUAUUUUACAUUAACUAAAGAUAUUUAUGUUUAGACAGGUAAUAUUUAUGACUAUCAACCAUAAUAUAAAAUUAAUAUUACGAUGACUCUUGCUUACUUCCUACAGAACUCUAUUGCCAAUAUUUAUAGAUUUUCAUUAAGAAAAAACAAUUUAGUAGAAUAAAUUAUCAGAAUAGAUAAUUUUCCUACUUUAAAUGCAAAUGUGACUACAGUAGACCAAAACAUUCACGAUGAAACCAACGAUGUAUUAAAUUCUAUGAAUUCUUAAGCCCUUUUACUAAUGCUCAUUGUUAUUUUAGUUUCGUUUACAUUGAUUAUAAUGAUAUUUCCUCUUUAUUAUACAAUACAAAAGAAAAAUGAAUAAAUUCUUAAACUUUUUGCUACAAUGCAUUAGAACUCUUUAGAUGCAGUAUUACAACCACUAUAUAUAUCUAUAUUAAUGUAAAAUAAAAGAUAGAGCUAAAAUUUAACCAUGAAACCUCAUAUUCAAAAAAAGAAAAAUAUUUCCACAACAAAUUCACUUCCAAAAUACAAGAUCUCGUACAUUAUUUUUACUAUGAUUGCUUUUAUCUGUUUAAUAGUACAACCAAUCGUUAACUUAAUUCUAAUCAAUAAUUUCUAGGAUUAGAAUCUUCAAAAUUUGGCCCUAUUAAGUAAUUUGUAUGAUAUGAGAGCAUAAUUAAUCAGCAAUACUGCUUAGAAUUACAAUUAUUUAACACAUAGAUUAGAUACAAAUUACUAACUGUACAACCCUAAUUAUUAUAAAAAUAGAAUAGCUUAGCUUAUAACAUAAAAUCAAGGUAAGUUAAAUAAUAUGUACAGUGUUUUGAACUCAUAAACUAAUAUUGUUAGAUUUUAACAAAGUAAAUUUAAUUCGUUCUUUAACUAAAUAUUUUAUGGAAAUGUUUGUGAAGCUUUAUAAAAUAACCCAGAUUAUGUAUCUCAAGAAAAUAAUGUAAAUUACAAUGAAUGCAUUAAUAUUGGAAACGGAAGAUUUAAAUAAGGAUUUAUAAUAGUGCUAAAAAAUUUCUUAAGCACAAUUGAAGAUUUAAGUUACAUUUACAAAAUACAAGAUAAAAAUUUAUUUAAAGAGGCUGCAUAUAAGUGGGAGAAUACAGUAAAUAUAAAGAUAUUUGAUGAUACCUUUGUAGUACUUGCAAAAUCAAUGGAUAGUUUUAAAGAUUUCAUGCUUACUAUGAUUUCCGAAUAUGUUGAUUAUGUGAAAAUGAUUUUAACUGCACUUUUAAUUUUCUAAUUUUGCAUGCUCAUUUUGAUAUUCUAUUUUGGGUGGGUUAAAUUCUAUUAACUGACAUCAUAGGAUAUGCAUCAAGUAAAAUCUCUUUUUAGUAUCUUUCCAAUAGAUAUUGUUUUAGAUAAUCCUUACAUCAUAUCUUUCCUAAAUAAAUGA
Messenger RNA from Tetrahymena thermophila SB210, 4335 nucleotides. Its product is annotated as PAS domain S-box protein, putative. The transcript has 3 exons. The record is from RefSeq and is a predicted model, not a curated record. Lineage: Eukaryota; Ciliophora; Oligohymenophorea; Hymenostomatida; Tetrahymenidae.